Molecule: messenger RNA, 3006 nt
Organism: Penicillium oxalicum
Lineage: Eukaryota; Fungi; Ascomycota; Eurotiomycetes; Eurotiales; Aspergillaceae
Exons: 4
Coding region: 1-3006 (1001 amino acids)
Molecular function (GO): protein binding
Source: RefSeq, a predicted model, not a curated record
AUGAUUCCUAGCACAAUUCGACCGGACGAUACCAUGCGAGGGCCGCGCGCGCCCUGGGGCGUUACCGAGGAGGACGAAGCAGAAAUGGGAUCCACUGACUCCCUUAUACCACCACCGUUGUCCCACAAUGAUGGAUCGUCGCACACGGAAGAAGAUGCAUCCAGACCAGGCACAGCCAUGAGCGAUUACCCGAGCGGUAGCAGCAAACAUUCAUCCAGCUCAAAGCAUUUGACAGCCGAGGAAACGAUCGAACUUGCCCGGUACGCGGUGGAGAGUGGCAUUCAGGAAACGAAGCGCUCUUUAGCGGGCAGUGAGGCUGUCACCGAUGUGGUGAAGCCGAAGCUCACCAUUGAUUUAGGGCAUUCCCAUAUUGUGAGGAUACCAGAACCGGUUGUGGAUAUUAUCAAAGAUGAAGUGGAGAGGCUUUCGCUGUCUAAUAAUCACCUCUUCCAUAUUCCUUAUCGCUUCGCGGAGUGCUCCCAUCUGCGAUACCUAAACAUACGGGCGAACCAUUUCCGUGAAUUCCCGAAAGGAAUCUACAAAUUACCUCUCUUGGAAAUCCUGGACCUGAGUCGAAACAAAAUCUCCAUCCUGCCAGAUGAAGUCAGCAAAUUAAAAACAUUGCGUGUAUUAUCAAUUAUGCAAAAUCGCUUGGACGAUCUACCCAUGGGAUUGUCCAGCAUGAACAAACUUCAGAUUCUCAAAAUCGCGGGCAAUCCCCUUCGGUAUCCCCUCCGGCGUGUACUUGAGGCAUCGGAGGCCGAGGUGGCGCACGCUAUGACCGAUAAUGAAAAGGAAGUGGCGGUGACUGCGGAAUUGAAGCGAUUUUUGAAAACACGGCAGCAAGCUACAACCCCGGAGCUGGAGAGCAGCAGCGAUAUGAGUGACAUUAAGUUUGACGCACCGAAGCCCGUUCCGGUGAAAAGAAAAUUAAGCAGCCGUUUCCCCGUCAUUCCAAGCACUGGAGAUAGCUCUGCAUCUUCAUCUCGUUCUCCUUCAAUAUCCAGGCCUCCGCAUGCCCCAUCCAAGUCACAUUUUCGCAUGGCAUCAGGCCAACAACCAGCCGGCUAUCAUAUGCCAGGCCUCCAGCGGCCUGGGGCAGCGCCUCACUCGAUCAAUGAACGGAACCGAAGUAACAGUGAGGGCAUCAUUCAAGCAUCUUAUUCUGCCCGGAACAAGCGAAUGGGCCUUGUCACGCGCAAGAACACCGACCUUGGCACAUUAGAUGAAACUCGACCCUACCGGAAUAGUCAUCUGCGUGGUCUGAGUCAUGGCUCUGUGCUUCGUACACACGCUGCUAUGCCGCCCCCCGUGAGUAGCAGCAGUUCCUCAAGUCCUAGCAGCCCGCGAGAGCGUCGACGACCGCGGGAUGGAUGGGUGAACCGGAUGUCGAGCCUGCCAGAGCAUAAAGGUGAAAAAAGCAGUGAUGGGCCAAUAAUGGAGAGUGCCAAAAGUAUUCUGUUCGCGUUAGUCCAAGUCCACAGUCACAUUUCAACACUGAUAAAUGUGAUUCAUCACGAUGACACGCGGCGCCAGAGCCUUGAGCUUGUUUUCUACAAUGCCUCUACACACGUUGACCGUCUCAACGAAGCUUUGGAGAAGGCCGAAGCUUCCUCGACAGGUGAUGCUGUGUCCGUGCGGCUCAACACUGAAAAUGUGAAGCGUGAAUGCGAGACUUGCGUUGUGGCCUAUACCCAUGUCGGCACACAACUUCGCAAUAGUGCCGCCAAAAUUGUCGCAAAUGGGGACUCGCGAUACGUGCGCUCGUUGAUGCUGAUGAUGUAUGGCAGCCUUGUGGAAUUGAGGAACGCCUGUGCCGCUCUCAGCAUUCUCAUGGGCCCUCCUCAGAGAGACUUUUCUCUUCCAAAGCCAGCUGCUCCAGAGAUGAUGAAGCCUCCUCUUUCUGACCGACCCCAAAGACGGAAUGUCACGCCGACUCGCGAAACGACGUCCCAGACGCGGCGGUUCAGAAGUGAUACCACAAUUAAACAUCCUCAGUCGGGGCCGGCUCCUCUCUUAUCCCUGAAUGUCUCGAGUCACUCGGGCGUUAGCUCACCGGGUUACAUGACGCCUUCCUUCAAUUAUUCUCGAAGUCGAUCAAGCAGUCGGUCAAAUCUCAUCCAUGCUGCUGUGUUGCCCUCCUCGGCAACCCCUCGAUCGGGCGAGGCGUUUCCCCCGAUUCCUGUCUCCAACGGUGGCCCGCGCAUCAAUCCAUUGACUGGUCUUGACGAGGUCGAGGAAGACAGAAUAUUUGAGAAAAUCUUCCACCAGCUCACUUCCGCAUACAGCUCCGCUCUUCAAGCCCUUCCUCUUGCUCGACGUCAGUUCAGCCGAUGCCUUGAAGUCGCAGAGCAAUCCCGUGAGUCAGAAGGAAUCCAAAUUCUCUGGAAUAACCUGAUCCGCCGUUGCCGCUUCUGCCAUGAAGUGUCCGAAGCUUUGGGAAUGCGCCUAUCGAACAUGAGAGUCAAAGAACCGGGUGGCGGGCUCCGGAAUCAGCGCGAAUUCUGGCAACUUUGCAAAACCUUUAUGCAAUCUUUCGUCGAUCUGGUGACGGACAUGAGAGAAGUUCGCAGCAUGCAAUUGCUUCCCGGAGACGUGAUUAUUAUCUUGCGCCCCGUUCAAAAAGCCAGUCGGGAAGCUGGCCGACUCAUCGAGGCAUCUCCAUGGUCAUAUCUCGCCGACAUGGCCCCAACAAGUACGCCCAGCAACCUGUAUGGACCGCCACUACAACUCCCCCACCCGCAUCCUCAGCACCAAGCAUCAGUGUCGACCCCGGCCAUUGGAUCCCACUCGAAUUCCUUCGGCAUUGCGGCAAAUAUGUCCCCGCAAUCAAUUACUAUGCCUGCGACCCCGCUCAGCGCUGCGCUUGGGCCUGCUGCGCAGGCGACUGUACCAUCAACUCCAGCCAGUGCCUACAGCGACAAAUUUUUCGAAGGGGAUGUUUUCCAACGGGCAGACUCACUCCUUUCCAUGCCGAAUCAGGCGCCUUUCUUCAGCCGUCGGUAG